CUGCAAAAAUCUACUCUUUUUCUCCCUUCCAAGAAAAAGCUUAUUACGAUAUCUAUUUUAAGCUUCCAUGGCCGAGUAUGAGCGACGACCAGGCGGAGAAGGGCACAAAGGAGCCCUAAAGGAGAAGGGCGGCUUCUCGACCUCACAGAUUUUAGCGGUUGUCACUCUUUUGCCGGUGAGUGGGACGCUUCUUUUCCUUGCUGGAAUAACGCUUACUGGAACACUCAUUGCGCUAGCUGUUGCGACUCCGCUGUUCGUGAUUUGUAGUCCGGUGCUGGUACCAGCGGCGUUGGUCAUUGGGUUGUCGGUGUUAGGGUUUUUGACGUCCGGUGCUUUUGGAAUCACUGCGCUUUCUUCACUGUCGUGGAUGGUUAAUUAUAUUCGCAGGAUGAGAGGAUCUUGGACGAUGCAGAUGGAAAUGGCAAAGCGGCGCGCGCAAGAAACGACGGGUCAAUUGGGCCAGAAGGCUAGGGAGGUGGGCCAGAAGGCCCAGGAAGUUGCAAAGACAUGAUCAGGUUGUCUAGCAGUAGUUGUUGUUUGGUAAAUAAUAUAAGCUAAUAUAGUUUGAGUUUGAUGAUGGAUUUCAUAAAUAUGUAAUAAGACUUGUUUGUUUGCCCAUAGCUUUGGUUGGCUGUAUGUUUCUGUUUACUGA
Molecule: messenger RNA, 652 nt
Organism: Jatropha curcas
Lineage: Eukaryota; Viridiplantae; Streptophyta; Magnoliopsida; Malpighiales; Euphorbiaceae
Product: oleosin 18.2 kDa-like
Biological process (GO): seed oilbody biogenesis; lipid storage; response to freezing
Cellular component (GO): monolayer-surrounded lipid storage body; membrane
Source: RefSeq, marked provisional